ACCAGAAAGAAAGGAAAGGUAGAGUAUUCGGUGCCUAGAAAUCCACGGUUCGCGGACUGCAGUCAGCUAUCGCCGGCGACACGCGUGAGGAGUGCCGAACGACUCGGACGCUGAAUGACAUCGCAAGCAUCGCGCUGAAUCGGCGUCACUUCGCACUGCGCUCUCGAUCCGAUCGUGAGUCUCGGCCUCGUCGGCUCCACACACGGCAAAAGGCAAGAGACGCCGAAAGCAUACCGACUUGUAUACGUCUUUGCAGCGGGGAAGCGCCCUCAAGGCGACCAAAUCCUGACCAGCAAGUGCCGCCUGGGAUAAAAGAUGGCCGCGAAUUCCGUUCCUACUGUGACACUGUCGACGGGGUUCAAAGUGCCAAUUGUUGGCCUUGGAACAUGGAAGUCAGACCCAGGCAAAGUGGAGGAAGCAGUAAAGAUUGCCAUUGACGCUGGCUACCGACACUUUGAUUGUGCCCUUGUCUAUCAGAAUGAAAAUGAAGUGGGCAGGGCCAUCAGUGCAAAGAUUGCUGAUGGAACUGUGUGUAGAGAUGACCUGUGGAUCACCAGCAAGCUGUGGUGCACAUUCUACACUCGUGCGAGAGCAGUUGAAGGAUGUGAGCUGUCUUUGAAACUGUUGGGUCUGAACUACCUUGACCUCUACCUCAUGCACUGGCCAUUUGGUUACAAGGAUGGCACUGACUACUUUCCACGUGAUGCUGCUGGGGAAAUAAUUGACGGUGAUGUGGAUUACGUUGAAGUUUGGAAGGGAAUGGAAGACUGUGUUGCCAAAGGCUUGGUACGAAGCAUAGGUGUCUGCAAUUUCAACAAGCAGCAAAUGGCCCGACUUUACGAGUCUGCUACAAUAAAGCCAGCAGUUUUGCAGGUGGAAUGCCAUCCAUAUCUGAACCAGAGUGAGCUGCUCAACUUCUGCCAAGAGCACAACGUGGCGUUAACUGCUUACAGCCCACUUGGCUCUCCUGAUCGGCCAUGGGCAAAUCCUGAUGAACCAGUUCUCUUGGAAGACCCUGUAAUCAAGUUCAUUGCUGAGGCACACGGCAAGACAACAGCUCAGGUUUUGAUUCGUUAUCAAGUUGAAAGAGGAGUUAUCGUCAUACCAAAAAGUGUCACAAAGGAGAGGAUCAUUGCAAACUUUGAUAUUUUUGACUUCAACCUUACUCCUGAAGAGAUGAAAACAAUCGAUAGCUGCAACAGAAACUUCCGAUAUGUUCUUGUGACCUGGUCACUUAAGCACAAGUACUACCCUUUUCAUGACACAUCAUAAAAUUGCAGCACUACCCUGUGCUGUUUUUUAUGACACCAACUCACCAGUAGGUAGCAGUGCUUGGCUAUUUAGAACUAGUUUUAUUUGGAAGCACAUAUAUGCAGCGACUCUAUUAGAGUUCUGACUAUGACUCCAAACAAAGCUUCAAAAUUUUUUGUGACCACUACAAGCAAACAUCUAAAUUACUGGGUUCCUCAUAUCAUUACACAAUAGGAGCCUCAUUCACUCUGUGGAUGUUAUCGCAGUGACUACAAUUACAUGAUAAUGAGCUGUUCAGAGUUCAGCUCUUAAUAGUCCGUUGCUACGGUGAACGUCGGCAUAACCGAGCGAAAGAGCGCCGCGAAGAAUGAAAGUGAACACGGAGCACAGUGGUAGAUGAAAGAAAGGCCAUAGCAAAGAGAGGAAGAGGAAAGCGCAGGAGGAGGGUGCAGUGGAAUCAUAAGGUGGAAAGCAGAGAAGCAGAGGGGAGCCAGCCUACGCAUGCACUGAGUUGCCAGCA
Molecule: messenger RNA, 1771 nt
Organism: Dermacentor albipictus
Lineage: Eukaryota; Metazoa; Arthropoda; Arachnida; Ixodida; Ixodidae
Product: aldo-keto reductase family 1 member B1-like
Cellular component (GO): cytosol
Molecular function (GO): aldose reductase (NADPH) activity
Source: RefSeq, a predicted model, not a curated record